UAAACGUUCGCAUAGUUUUCAUAGUAUUCGGAAACGAUAUUCCGUGAUACGUAGUAGUAUAGCCGGACAAUUCGUAUUAUGCAAAUCGUAUAACGAUCGGUAGUUGGCACGGCUCUUUGUCGUCGUAUGAAAAUUGCUGAUCGGAUCGAUGAAAGGAAGAAAAGGAAGAGAAGAUGGAGAAGGAGAAGAAAGUUAAAAAGGAAGAAAGACAAAAAAUAAAAUAAAAAAAAAAAGAACAAGAAAAGAAAGAAGAGAAGGAAAAGAAGAAGAAGAAGACGAGUAAUCCGAAGAUCCACUUCGUUCUACGUCUUAUCCUGGAUUUCAUAGACGAGUAUCCUCUCGUAGAAGAAAAAGAUGAGGAGAUCUCGAAAGAAACGGUGAACGUGAAAAGGCCGAAUUACGUGUCACUCGCACACAUCGUGCAUCUCCUUUGGAAUCGUUUGAAGAUCAUACCGGAAUAUCUUUCGAGAAGAGACUCGGUAAAAAAAAAAAAAGAAAAAAUAAAUAAAAAAAAAUAAAAAACCAAAACCAGAAAAAAAAAAAAAAUAUAUAUAUAUAUCCGAGGGCCCGUCAAUACGAUGAUUAAACGAGAUCCGUAAGUUAUUCGAAAGAAAUGAUUGUAGAUGAAAAAGAAAACAAGAGAGGUCGAGGACUCUGAGGAAAAAGAUUACAUUUCGAAAAAGGUUCAAGCAAGUUGCGAGCUUAAACAUUGCGAGAGUUGCAACAUAGCGAGCGAGACCAUUUUACGAAUGAUAAAUGCGAUAAGAAGUGCCUUCCAGGAGAAUAAAUUAAUUUCUGCCGUGGCUGAAGAAAGGGAUCUCUUAAAAGGCGAUAUUUACGAGAAGACUCAAUGGGCCGUGAUGAGGAGACUCGCGGCGGCUAUUGAGAUGGACGUUAAGACGACUUUCGAGAUGAUGCAGGGGAAUGAUAUGAAAAGGGAGGCGAUAAAGAGGAAUUACGAGGAGAAGCUGAACUCCCUCGAAGCCGAAUUGUCGCGUAAAGGAACGGACUUUGAGCUUUUGCGAGGUGAAAAUUUUCAGCUCGAAGGUAGGAUCGAAAAUGUUACACGGAAUUUCAAUGAAUUGAAAGAAAAGAAUUUUCAAAUGGAAGAGAUGAAAGAGAAGCUAACCAUCGAACUCGAGGAUACACGUAUCAAAUUGGAACGUACAGCGGAGUCAUGGGACAUUUUGCAAAGUCAGAUCGUGAAACUGGCUGAGAAUAAAUUGGAACUGGAAAACAGCGUGAGAGGACUAACCGAGAAGAUCGUCGAUACUCGCGGUGCGUGUCUCGAGACAGAAAGAGCUCUUCGGAUCCUGCUGACCGAAUUGCAGAGAGAAAAUGAUUCGAUAAAAAGGGAGUACCGUAUUAAAUUGAAGAAGUUAGAGAUAGAGUUUAAAGGUGAAAUGAAAUAUCGUGAUAUCGAAAAGGAACCUGAUACGGAUAAAACCGAAGGAUUAAACGAUGAACGAGUGUUAAUGCCUGGAGAUGAUCCGAUGCUGGAUAUGACGCGGCAAUUGAUCUCGAAUCGUCGGAAAAUCGAACAUCUUCAACGACAAAAUGAACGCCUGUCGAAAACGUUGAAUCGUUUGAGAGAGUAUCGUUUAACGACGACGACAACAACGACGACGACGACAACAAUGACGAUGACGAUGACGAAGACAACGAACGCGAAAAGUCUUCUCAAAUGAUCUUCUGGAUCUCUCUUUAACGUUCAAGGAUUUACAUGUUCCCCGUAAAAGAAAGAUCCUGAUAAAUCGUUCCAAGAUAUCAAAGGCACACGAGAACGUAGCAAUGAGGCGCAAGUAAUUCAUUCAAAAGGAUCGGUUACUUCAAUAGCGUCGCUGUUCUAGUUCAUUUCUUUUCUUCUUUCUUUUUUAUUUAUUUUUUCUUCCCCUUCUUUCUUCCAUACUCUCUUAUUUUUAAAUUACGUUUGGAGACAAUAAUUAUUCCGUGAGAGAAAAAUGGAGAGAGAGAGAGAGAGAGAGAGAGAGAGAGUGAGAAAGAAAAAAUGAAAGAAAGAAAGAUAGAAAGAUAGAAAGACAGAGAGACGAGAAAAGGGAGAGAGAGAGAGAGAGAACGAACAUCAUUGGACCGUAAAAAAAGCAAGUAGAACGAGUAGGCCAAGCGCGAAUCUCGAUGUACCAAAAAGUUUUAAUCAUCUCGGGUAAUUACGAACUAUCAAGGUAGUCCUAACUUUUAUGCUCGUUCCUUCCUCUCUCUCUCUCUUUUUCGACGAUGGUACUAAUAAAUUAUACCGUCAGACUUUGCUCGUAAUACGAAGUUCUUCGAAGCACGUUCGACUUCCGGCAUCUGGUUCGUCCUUUAGUUGCCAUAGUCCGAUCGAGAUCAAACUGGAACAUUGAUUUCACGGCUCGAGAAUGCUGUAAACCGUGGCAAACUUCUCUUCUCCCUGAAUUUAAAUUUUCAGCACUUUUCUCGUUUCAUCUUCUCAUAUUUACGUACCUUUAUAUAUGUAUUAAAUCAUAAGUACCUACCUGGUAUAUAACGUGUGUAUUUACGUAUGUAUUUAUGUACUUAUACAUCAAUUAUUCGUUCCAAUUGAGUUCAAGAAAUUCGCCUAAAUAAACCAUAGUCCAACCUUGGAUGGUACAAAGCUACUUGUUGAUUUGCCACCUUUCAUAAGAUCUCAUAUGUACAGUUAUGUGUAUCUCUGUGUGUAUAUAUAUUUACAUACACAAGAUACCUACGUACAAAUGUACAACUCGACGAGAAAAUUCAAUUGUUUAAGAGAAAUGAGAGAGAAAAUAAUAAAAAAAAAAAAAAAUAAAAAAAAA
This is a messenger RNA of Vespa mandarinia (Asian giant hornet), 2795 nucleotides long. RefSeq lists its product as uncharacterized. NCBI's taxonomy places the organism in Eukaryota, Metazoa, Arthropoda, Insecta, Hymenoptera, Vespidae. The record is from RefSeq and is a predicted model, not a curated record.